Molecule: messenger RNA, 2353 nt
Organism: Gryllus bimaculatus (two-spotted cricket)
Lineage: Eukaryota; Metazoa; Arthropoda; Insecta; Orthoptera; Gryllidae
Source: the annotation of a GenBank genome assembly
AGUUCCCACAGUACAGAACUUGCAAGGGAUAAGUCACACCAGGCAACGGGCCUGGAGCAAAAUUUUCAUUUCCAUCGCCCAUUGCAGCCGGAAACCUCAAGCAACGAUGAACAAUAACUACGAGAUCAUACACAAUAACGCAAAUGCUUAUUUAUCACUAUAAAGACACACAAAAUAUUUAAUUAUUUUCGUUUAAACCACAGUUAAUGGUAAAGCUGCAAUACAGAAGCGCGGAUCCCCCAGGACUCCGCGCGUGCACAACCUGUGCUUCCGAACUGUUCCAAAUCAAUGAGUAUCAGAUGUUCUUGGACAUGCCCGCAUGACCACCUUCAUUUCAGUACUUCGGACAAAUAGUGUGCAUAUAAAAAUAAGACGGUAACAAUUUACAACAACCUAACGAACUUCACGGUUGGCGUUAGAUCAUACUAAAAGACCCUUUCAUGGUUAGAUCUGCCACACUGUCAGCCCCGGAACCAUGAGUACAACCGUGAACCAAGCGUAUGGAUUUGUAAGCUGAGAUGACAAAUAAAUUCUGUUUUAUUGAUCAGGUUCGUCAAGUGAAUUGAAAAAAUAUAAAUUCUGAUUAUAACUAGAAGACGGCCUAAUUCAGUAUUACGUUAACGGUCUUUCACUUUAUUGAUUAGAAAUAGGCAGGAGGCAAUGAAUUUUAAUAGUUUCGUACACUUUGUAUGUCUUCUCUUUUUAAUCAAUGUUGUAUAAAGCACCGUGAACACUUUGAUGAAUUGCCGGCAAAAGCCAAAACAAUAAAUUGUGGCUCAUAUUAAUGACCAUUGCAAACUGGUAAUGACGGAUAGAGGAUUCCUAUUUGAAAUUUGAACAUAUAUUUAUUUUAGCGUCUGGAUUUCCAAGUACUGGUUGGUCAACCCUGAAGGGGUGGGCCUGUUGGCUUGUACUUACCAGUAGAUAGCGCGAAGUUCAAUUCUGCGGUGGGCUUGGGGCCGACAGUAUAAAAAUGGCGUCAUGUCUGAUUUGUGAAGUAAAUAAACGCUUGAUAUUUAGCUUUGCGUUUAGUGUGUGAUUGAUUUUUUACUCCAACAGUAAUUAUACGGAAGUGUGGAAUCGUACUGAUAUUUUGCGAAGAUCUCAAUUGGCUUAUUGCACCCUUUGUUCUCUAUACGUCGAGUGCUAAUUCAUUUUCUUGCGGUUAUGCGCAUUAAUUAUGCUUUCUGACAUAAAAGUACGUUUUAAUGUGUAGCACGUAAACAGAAUAACACUGUUAAGUAUUGAAGUUAUUAUGUCGCAGACCUGUGCGGAAAAGCAUGUGUGCGUUUUGUGCAAUACCAAGUUGGAUUCUAAAGAGGCACUCCAAGAACAUUUCAGAAAACAUGCUAACAAGGAAAUAGAUAGUAAAGGCCGCCCUUGGAAACCUGCAACUUCAACUACUAAAAGUAAUCCACCAGAAAUUCCAAUAGAACGCAAUGGAAGUAAUAAUAGUACCAAGAAUGAUAAAACUACCUCUGAUAAAGCAAGCGAUAUAGUGUGUGAUGUGUGUGGUCAAGAAUUUGACAGUGUCACUAUUGCAAUUCAGCAUAAAUUUAGAAAACAUCCUGAAAGUGCAGCAAAACAUUUUUGCCCAUAUUGUGGUAUGCAAUUUCCUCUCAAGAUUAAUCGUGACAAACAUUUGUCAGAACAUCCAAAGAGUACUCCAAGUAAAUUAUUUCCUUGUUCAGACUGUGGAGUUGUAUUUUAUAAUGAAGAGGCUCAGUCAUAUCAUUCAAAAUCAACUCACAAGAGGAUUGUUGCUUUGUUCAAGCCUGUUGCCACUCCUCCACCCAGUAAGAAGAUUAAACUAAACAAUGCAGGUGAAGCACAGUCAGUAUAUUAUUGCCAUUUGUGUGGUUUUGAGUAUAUUGUGAAAUUCAAUCUUCAGAAGCAUCUUGAAAGACAGCAUACAGAAGAAGAACGAAAUAGGGUUCCAGACGAUUUGAUUAAAUGCACUACUUGUGAUGCGUUAUUCUACAGGAAGAAAGCUUAUGAUAAUCAUAAUAUGUAUCAUAAACCAGAUGACUUAUAUGUUACUAGUGAAGAGCAAAGGCUUCAGACUGUCACUCGCGUAGAUCAAGACUUCGAUAUUCGUCGCGUUCAAAGUGCUGCAGAGAAAUUCAUACCAAUAUUUCGACAUCGCCCUCCAACUUCGAAGAAGAGGAAGAAGAUAAGACCAGAGAAACCGAGCAAGCCAGACUCGGAUGAGGAACUGUCUCCGGACUCUGCUCCAGACUCGAGUGACUCUGAUAGCGACAUUCCUUUAAUAGACAGAUUGAAUAGCAAACGUCGCAGUAACAAAACACUGCCACAGGGGUUCAAUCAACCUACAUAUUAUGAAAUACCUUAG